Messenger RNA from Cherax quadricarinatus, 3811 nucleotides. RefSeq lists its product as uncharacterized. NCBI's taxonomy places the organism in Eukaryota, Metazoa, Arthropoda, Malacostraca, Decapoda, Parastacidae. The record is from RefSeq and is a predicted model, not a curated record.
GCUCCACACCUUAGAGAGGAGGGUUGUGAGUCAGUGUGUCGCGGGACGUGGUAGUGUGAGUGUUGAUGGCUGGGUCCCUCUCAGUGUAUACAUGUGUAACACAGUGUCAGCCUCCAUACAACGCUGCCUUCACCUAUGCCAUCACAACCACUCAUAUUAAACACCUUCAUGGCAGAAAAGACGGUUCUCACCUAUAUGUGGUUGCAGGAGUCGAGUCAUAGCUCCUGGCACGGUGCCUCGUAUAUCGCAUUUUGAAACAAUACAGUAUAACUCGUGGCAAGACAGUGGUUCGUAUAUCACAGACAUGAAGACGAUGGUGUUGUAAGGAGUGGGCGUGGAGGUGGGAAGAUGAGGGGUGGGCAUGGGUGGUGGUGGUGGGUGUGGGCAUGGGUGUGGGCUUGGGCGUUGUGGCGACGAGGGUGGGGCAGUGAUGGAGCAGUGAUCCCACCACGCUGGGUCAACACCACCCUCAACCCCUGUGCCAGGAAGUCCUGGCAGCUGCUAUACUGGCCCAGAGACAACUCUUGUCACAGAAUAUUUACACAGGGCCCUUGUGGAGAGACUCAGGAGUUCUACUAUGACCCCAGCCUGGGCAAGGGUGCCUGCAGGUGUCCCAGAGGCUCACUCCUCUACCCACGCACAGGCCUCUGCUAUCCACAGUUCUCCCAGGGCCCAUGCUCACCAAGACAGUACCUGGAUUUAGACAAGGAUGGGAGGAAGGGCCAAUGCUACGACUUCCUCAAGUGUCCCUUACGUCACGUGUACUGGCCCCGCACCAACACCUGUUAUGAGUACCAUACUCGUGGCCCCUGCCUCAAAGGAUACCUCAUCUAUGUCAACCCAAACACAGGUUUUCCUGAGUGUGGAUGUGAGCGUAACCUGAUGUUCAGCAAUUACUGGUCCCUCACUGGUUUGUGCUUUGAGUUGUUUAAGCGUGGACCAUGCCUGGAGGGUGCAAUCUUCCUUUACAAUGCUACAAAAGGAGCCACAGAAUGCAGCUGCAGCCCCUCUAUCAUUACCAAUUACCACAAUGAAAGUGAUGGUUGUUAUGAACUGAAUCAACAGGGUCCCUGCUUACCAGGACAAAUUUUAACCUUCGAACCCAAUGCCAUGAGUACCAAGUGUCAGUGCCGCAAAGAUCAUGGCCUCUGGCCACUCUCUGGCCACUGCUACCGACUGUACUCAAGGGGACCUUGUGAAAAGGGUCACUUCUUCACACCAACUACUAAUAAUUCAACAAACAUGGUUGGAGAAUGCCAAGUAUACCCUUGCACUGGUACCCACCGCUAUCAUUCUGCUGCAGAUUCAUGUUUUAGACUAGGAUGGCGUGCACCUUGUCCCGAGGGCCAACUUUUUAUCUAUGAUGAAGAAUCUCCACUACGUGGCAUGUGUGGUUGUACAUCUGAGCUAGUGGGCUUCUGGGCUGCAGAUGAGCAGUGUUAUGAGCUAGGAAGUCGUGGCCCGUGCCAACACUCACAAAUAUUGUCCUAUGAUAAAGCAACAGGCAGUGUCCUCUGUACAUGUGACAUGCGUAAAGGUUUCAUCACAUGGCAUGAUGGUCUCUGUUAUCGCUUAGAAACUAGAGGACCAUGCAGUGCAGGGCAGGUACUGGGAGUGAAGAAGUGGCGGCCAAUAACCCCUAUCUGUACAUCACUAACCUCCUCCUUAUUCCCAGAUAACCCUCUCAUCUUUAAGGAUGCUUCUUCUAGAGAAAGCACACCACAUCAACACCAUGAAAGCAACAGUGUGACAGCUUCUCGUGAUGAUAAUAUUUAUGCCUUAGGCACUCUAAAUGAAACUUUAACUAUUGACACUUCUAAUGCGUCAAAUUCACAAAAUGCAGAACCAGAGCCACAACUCAAAAUGGCAUCCGGCAACACUCAUCGAAGUGAGCGACAGCUGGAUGACCGUCCAAUGCCAACCAACAUAUACUCUUUGGGAGCAGUGGAUGACAUGUAUGAAACAAGUGACAAAAACAUGGAGUAUUACCCAGGUCGAUCUGGUCGAUCCAUGGCAGACACAGAAACAUGGGGUCUCUUGGAUGGCACAUACCCCAGGAGCCCCGAUGGUACUUACUACACUGGACGAUCAGACGGUGAGCGUUCACUGACCCCUUGGUGGGGUUCAAUCACUGCUGCUACAUAACAUGGAAUUCUGGUAUCACAGUCUAUCCACAUAAACAAUUGUAAAGUAAUAUAUUUCUUGAAGUGCUAAACCCGUGUUGGUCAUUCACCGCUGGUUUCUGACCAAUCAGAUGGUUGGCGAUCAUCACAGAGAGGGGGGAAGGGGACUCUCUUACCCAACAGGGCAUUGCCAUCACCACGGCCACUGAGACUCACCUGUGAUAAACUCAUCCACCGAGUGUAUGUGCUUCAUCAUUGAGCUACCAAAGCACUGAAUGGAGUAACACAUUCUUGUAUGUAUACUACAAUAUAAUGCAUUAGUAGCAAAAACUUAAAGCAUUUUGUUAAUGUCUAACUUUUUAAAUGUGACGGCUCCAAGACUGAAUAUAUUAUACAAUGCGAAUGAAAAAGUAUAUUUUGUCACCUCAUUAUGAAGAUGUAGGUUUGCUACUGUGAAAUUUUGUAUAUAUAAUACACAACUCUAAUAUAUAUAUAUGAAAAGAUUUAACAAAAUGCAAAGGAUUGUAAUGAAAUUCAAUUCCUGCAAUUUACUGAGAAAAAAUAAAAAAGCAAAUUGAUGAGAAAAUAAAUAUCAUGUAGUUGUACCCACACAAAGCAUAUGAAAUGCUUCUGUACUGCACAUUUAUUAGUAAAGUUCCUAGCCCAGAUAAUGGAUGAAAAACUAACAUUCAUUAUUGUACAUCUCUCGUGUGAUGUUUUAGGUAACGUUUGUACCAGUUGUCAUACCCAUGCGAUCAUUGCCUCACAGCAAGAGAGGUAACUUGUAGACUUUACUGUAACAUAAUACGUGGUAUUGUUGUGAUAUUCAUGGGGAAGUGAUAAACCUGUAGAGGUCAUACAGUGCCUUGGAAAUGGGAGGCAAGAAGGUUUGUUCCAAAGGAAGGAUAACUCAAUCCCCUUGGAUUAAGAGCCCUUCACCAGCAACAAGGCACUCCAUCCCCUUGGUAAGGAACACAACAUAAACACUCUAACAUGCCAAACAUAAUUACACCCAAAAUACAGUGGAACCUCAAAUAUCGAACUUUCUUCAUUCCAGACGGCUGUUCGAGCGUCGUUACUGAAUGAAUUUAUUCCAACCACGAAUAAUGUAAAUUAGAUUAGUUCAUUUCAGACUCUCAAAAAUACACUUAUAAAAGCACUUAAAAAAUACACUUACAUAAUUGGUCAAGUUGGGAGCAGUUCGAUAUUUGAGGUUCCACUGUACAUGAGUACUGUACUUGUAUUAUGUUCAUCAGGUUGGGCUUAAAAUUUAACUCUUGCUGUGAAAUUAAUCUCAAUACCUGUAACCUGGCAUAAGGCUAUAUUUCUUUGUUGACUUGCUUGGUCAACUAGGCUAUAGCCACUAGAACCCUACAGACAUCAUAACCUGGAUGAUCAGGCAUACAAUUGUAAGAAAUUGAUAUACAGAAUUAAGAUGAAGGUAUUUUUAAGUGAAUGCAAGACUGUGGCUUCCUCUUGCCACAACAGAGACUACAAGAUAUUGUUACUAUAAUGUGAGUGUGAUAGAGGGAACACGCUACCAAGAAACACACUGGACAUUCCACUAUACAUCAAUCUACUUUAGUCACCAGUAUGAAUUACAAAUUUUGUAAUUUGUUUUUAUUGUAUUUCAUAUACCAAGUUUGUAAUAUUUGUAAUAAAACAAAAAUAAUUAUUACACUCAAGUA